AUGGAUAAUGUUCUGGAAAUCCCUGGUUUUCAUUAUGAUGCUGAGAAAAAACGGUAUUUCAAAAUAACUCGAAAUGCGACUACAAAAGCAGAUCAAACAUACGGACGAGAUGAGAUAAACAAAAGAGCAAAGAAGCGGGACCAUCAAGCGAAAUCUCUCACCAGUACUCGUGCGAAAAAAGAGAAGCUCCGAGAAUAUCAAUUUUCCAUUUCGAAUCCUAUAAGCACUCUUUUUCCAAGCGAAAAACAUGAUUCUAUUCUGCAUCGGGCAGCAGGAUAUAAUCUUUUCAGGCGUGAUCAAGAACAACAAGAUUUUGAUACUAUCCAAAGGGACAAUGUAUGGUCGGAUUUAACCCCUGUUCUGGGGUCGCUAGCACAAACUGCAAUUGGGCUCCAUUGCCUGCCAAAAGUUAAUGGGUUCCUCGUGGUAACUCAUCGCAUGAACGUACUGUUCGUAAGCGCUGAAACUGCUCCAGUUUACAUCUAUCAGCACUCCGAAUUAUCUGACUACGAAUAUGAAUCCUUCAGAACACACGUGAACGUUAACCAGUUAUGUAUAACAAUGAGAGCUAAAGGAACACGCUGUUUCUACGUGCUUAACAUCGAUAUCGGCUCGCUUUCGGUUCCACAAGUUCUCGGGAUAUGUGUUUACCCCGAGGCGAGUGAUGAAAUUCUUGAUGGCGUUUUUGUUAGUGGCAAUUGCGGUGCGUGGGUGGCUUAUGGUGGUAAGAUCUUGGCUUCUGAAGAUGUGGUGGACAAAAGCUCAGAUAAUAGAUUUACAACUUCUAAAAGAUGGCGAACAGUCGAAAAAUCAAAAAGUGAUGUUAUGUGCCUAGAAAUUGCUCGCUCACGUCUUUUUAAUAGCAUGACACCGCUUACAGGCUGGUAUGGAACUCGCAGCGGUGCGCUUUAUACACUGAGCCCAUAUCCAACCUAUAAAAUUCUUCGAAGUGCUAAAAUAGGCACGUUUGAGGGAAUGAGCAUCGUAAGCGUAAAGAAUUUGGAUGAAUCACAUCUCCUGUUAUCCGGACUUAAAUGUGGAUCACAACCUCUGGCUGUAGUUUCUAAGGAAACUCAAUACGAUCGCUCUUCAUCUCGUCCAAUACUUUUAGCGUUUAAUUCCAGCAUCAACAAUCUAUUGAGAGAAACAGAGAUUCUGUGUACAAGUACCGACGGACGAUUCGUAUUGUAUGGCCGUCGGUAUCUGGAAUCCAUGGAUGGCACGCUAGAGCUCUUCUCGACUAGAGCCGAAGACAAUUUAGUUCAUGACACCGAUCAAAAAUCAGGACUUAAAACUUACUAUCCGAUCAAGACUCUGCGUGAGUUGUUUCCGUCUGAAAGCCUGAAGUCAUUCAAGAGACUUUUGCACGCUGAAUUACACGAGGUCAAGAAAGGCGACAACUACUUCGGGGAGCUUUCUGAUGUGGACAAGAUUCGUAUUGCUAUAUUCACGAAUGACUCUGAUGUCGCUGGCGUCAGCUUCAAGAGCUCUGUCGUAAUUUGA
Lachancea meyersii CBS 8951 is the source of this 1503-nucleotide messenger RNA. The record is from the annotation of a GenBank genome assembly. NCBI's taxonomy places the organism in Eukaryota, Fungi, Ascomycota, Saccharomycetes, Saccharomycetales, Saccharomycetaceae.